Molecule: messenger RNA, 619 nt
Organism: Drosophila teissieri
Lineage: Eukaryota; Metazoa; Arthropoda; Insecta; Diptera; Drosophilidae
Product: acylphosphatase-2
Exons: 4
Coding region: 48-497 (149 amino acids)
Molecular function (GO): acylphosphatase activity
Source: RefSeq, a predicted model, not a curated record
UUUUGACAGCUUACCGCUCCAAAUAUGAUAUAUAUACGUUUUGUAAAAUGACCUCCAAUGAAACGCAGACUGAGGGUAGGCGUAGGCGGGUAACCCUUCCUCCUUCGACAUCCGAUAAAGGUGCACCAUCCCCAAAAAACAGCGAGGAGCCCAAACGAAUUUCCCACACAGAGUUCCAAAAAAGAGUAACAUCGGAUAGAAGCGAUGAGCCGGUCCUCAGCUGCCAAUUCGAAGUGUUCGGGAUUGUGCAAGGCGUUUCAUUUCGAAUGUACACUUUGCGAAGAGCUCAGAAGCUUGGAGUCCGGGGUUGGUGCAAAAACACCAACGAGAAUACGGUGAAGGGCGAGAUUCAAGCACAUCGACAUUCCUUUGAGUCCAUGCGCCUCUGGCUAAAGCACACCGGCAGCCCCACCAGUCGAAUCGACAAAUGCAUUUUCAGUGAGACUGUUGAACUUACAGAAUUCACAUUCACCAACUUCUCCAUAGUGGUGGAUUAGAUUUUCUUUAUAGGCUUAAGUUCGUUAAGAACGAAACGGAAUUGUAUUUUUCUUAUUCAUGUUUGAAGAGUAUUUGGUUCUAUUGUUCUAAUGUUAUAAAAAUAAAUCUAACUGAAAUGCAA